Molecule: messenger RNA, 378 nt
Organism: Protopolystoma xenopodis
Lineage: Eukaryota; Metazoa; Platyhelminthes; Monogenea; Polystomatidea; Polystomatidae
Source: the annotation of a GenBank genome assembly
AUGUCGCCAGAUGAUUCCUCUGAUUGCUCCGGCUUUUCAAAACAAUCUUCUGAUUCGGAUCGAGGCAAUAGUAGAUCUAAGAAACGUGGUGUAGCUUCUGCUCUAAUACGAGGCCCAGGCCUCAGGGACCGCUUCGAGGCCAGCAAAGCUACCCAUUUGGGCGUUAUAAAGCCCCCGGCUGCCAGGACAAUGAGGUCGAAUAAGCUAGAAGUAGACAUUGACUUAACUCGUAAUUCCUCGAAUACCAGGGCUUCCCAAUCCUCUCUUGUUGCUUCGAGCCGUAGCCGCCGUGGUCGCAGAUCUUCGCUAGGCAUUGACGCCAACUUGCCUACAGCCAAGUCACCAAAUGGCCAUCAUUACACGCGACUACGCAAGUGA